Messenger RNA from Panicum hallii, 1857 nucleotides. Its product is annotated as ammonium transporter 3 member 1-like. Lineage: Eukaryota; Viridiplantae; Streptophyta; Magnoliopsida; Poales; Poaceae. The transcript is spliced from 2 exons. The record is from RefSeq and is a predicted model, not a curated record. Gene Ontology annotation, cellular component: plasma membrane. Gene Ontology annotation, molecular function: ammonium channel activity. Gene Ontology annotation, biological process: ammonium transmembrane transport. The coding region runs from base 105 to 1568 and encodes 487 amino acids.
AAUUCACCAGUGCCGGUGCCGCCACGAUCUCCGGCGACCACGCCACCGCGUCGUAGCUGGUAGCUGAUCGAUCGAUCGGUCGUCGUCGUCGCUCGCGACCGAAGAUGUCGGACGAUCCCACGGCGUACAACAUGUCGGCGGCCUACUCGCCGGGCGCCGGCGUACCGCACUGGCUCAACAAGGGCGACAAUGCGUGGCAGAUGGUGGCGGCCACGCUGGUGGGCAUGCAGAGCGUGCCGGGGCUGGUCAUCCUCUACGGCAGCAUCGUCAAGAAGAAGUGGGCCGUCAACUCGGCGUUCAUGGCGCUCUACGCCUUCGCCGCCGUCUGGCUGUGCUGGGUCACCUGGGGCUACCAGAUGUCCUUCGGCGAGAAGCUGCUCCCAUUCUGGGGCAAGGCCGGCCACGCAUUCGGCCAGGGCGUCCUCCUCGGCCAGGCCGCCCUCCCGGCGACCGAGCACCACUACCACCACGGCCCCAUCGAGACCUUCGGGAUCGCGCCCUUCUACCCCAUGGCGUCCAUGGUCUACUUCCAGUGCGUCUUCGCCGCCAUCACGCUCAUCCUGCUCGCCGGCUCCCUGCUCGGGCGCAUGAACUUCAAGGCGUGGAUGCUCUUCGUCCCGCUCUGGCUCACCUUCUCCUACACCAUCGGCGCCUUCUCCAUCUGGGGCGGCGGCUUCCUCUUCCACUGGGGCGUCAUGGACUACUCCGGCGGCUACGUCAUCCACCUUUCCUCGGGCGUCGCGGGGUUCACCGCCGCCUACUGGGUCGGGCCCAGGUCCACCAAGGACAGGGAGAGGUUCCCUCCCAACAACGUCCUGCUCAUGCUCACCGGCGCCGGCAUCCUGUGGAUGGGCUGGGCCGGGUUCAACGGCGGCGACCCCUACUCCGCGAACGUCGACUCCUCCCUCGCCGUGCUCAACACCAACAUCUGCGCCGCCACCAGCCUCCUCGUCUGGACCUGCCUCGAUGUCAUCUUCUUCAAGAAGCCCUCCGUCAUCGGCGCCGUCCAGGGCAUGAUCACCGGCCUCGUCUGCAUCACUCCCGGCGCAGGUCUUGUCCAGGGUUGGGCGGCGAUCGUGAUGGGUAUGCUCUCUGGCAGCAUCCCGUGGUUCACGAUGAUGGUGGUGCACAAGCGCUCCCGGCUGCUCCAGCAGGUGGACGACACCCUGAGCGUGUUCCACACCCACGCCGUGGCCGGGGUCCUGGGCGGCGUCACCACGGGGCUCUUCGCGCACCCGUCGCUGUGCCCCUUGUUCCUGCCCGUCACCAACUCCAAGGGCGCCUUCUACGGCAGCGGCAUCCAGCUCGGGAAGCAGCUGGGCGGCGCGCUCUUCAUCAUCUCCUGGAACGUGGUGGUGACCAGCCUGGUGUGCCUGGUGGUGCGCCUCGUGGUGCCGCUGCGCAUGCCCGACGACGAGCUGGCCAUCGGCGACGACGCCGUGCACGGCGAGGAGGCCUACGCGCUCUGGGGCGACGGCGAGAAGUUCGACUCCACCAAGCACGGCUGGUACUCGGAAAACGACACGCAGCACAACAAGGCGCCCAGCGGCGUCACGCAGGACGUCUGAUCAUAGGGGAUCGACGGCGGCGAUGGAUUGGAGGGAGAUUUGAAUAAGUGAUGAUCAGGGGUUUCAUUUGGUUCCAAAUGCUUGGUCGUGUGUUGGGGUUCGAAAAAUUUGUUGAUUCGACUGCAUGCUACGGACAGGGAUGCGCGCAGUUUUUUAGGGUGAUUGCGUCGUGUGGGUGGAUUUGGUCGGUCUUUGUUGCAGUUUGUUAAUUUGUCGCCGCACACGCGCGUGCACGCGCUGUGGAAUAACGUGUGGUACUGUGAUGAACUGAUGAAAAAGAAAUUUCCAU